Miscanthus lutarioriparius is the source of this 1665-nucleotide messenger RNA. NCBI's taxonomy places the organism in Eukaryota, Viridiplantae, Streptophyta, Magnoliopsida, Poales, Poaceae. The record is from the annotation of a GenBank genome assembly.
AUGGUGGCGGAGCCGCUGGUGCACAAGGUGCUCUCCAUGGCGACGACGUCGUCGUCGUCCUCCUCCUCCUCCUCCAAGAAGGUGCGGUCGGCGGCGAGCGCCAAGGGCGGCGCCGAGGCGGCGGCCGCGGGCGACGGCAGGGUGGGCAUCUUGUCCUUCGAGGUGGCCAACGCCAUGUCGCGCGCGGCGAACCUCUACCGCUCGCUCUCCGACGCGGAGGCGGCGCGCCUGCUGGGCCCGCUCUGCCUCGGCUCCCACGCCGUGCGCGCGCUCGUGCCCGGCGACGACGCGCGCCUCCUCGCGCUCGCGCUCGCCGAGAAGCUCGACGCGCUCAACCGCGUCGCGGCCGUGGCCUCGCGCCUGGGCCGCCGGUGCACGGCCCCGGCGCUCAUGGGCUUCUACCACGUCUACGCCGACCUCCUCGCCGGCCGCUGCUCCGACGCGGGCGCGUUCGCUGUCGCCUCCCACUCCGACGCCGCGUCGCUCGUGCGCAGGCUCGACCGCCUCGCCGCCGCCACCGCCGCGCUCUACGCCGAGCUCGAGGCGCUCGCCGAGCUCGAGCAGUCGGCGCGGAAGCUGCCCACCGACGAGGCCCGCCGCGCGCUCGAGCAGCGCACGCGGUGGCGCCGCCACGACGUGCGCCGGCUCAGGGACUCGUCGCUCUGGAACUGGACCUACGAUAAGGCCGUGCUCCUGCUCGCGCGCGCCGUCUGCGCCAUCUACGACCGCAUCCGCCAUGUGUUCGGCGACCCCAUGCUGGGGCUCGACUUGCUGGCCAUGAACCGGGAGUCAGGGCAAUGGGACCAAAGCCGGCAGCUCUCCGGUCCAGUUCCCGUCCAAAGCAAUCUCAGUGAUGGCAAGUCAGGGCCGAUUUGCAGAGUCGAACCAGAUAUGUCGCGGCCGGCGAGUUUUCGGUCAAGUUGUGGAGCAAACCCGGGGAAGAAGUUCAUGGAGUGCUUGAGCUUGAGUAGCUCAGUGUCAUGGAAGGAUGGGUUCGAGGAUGAGUUCUUGGAAGAUUCCAGCUGCAUUAGCACAAUCAGAUCAGGGAUGCUUGUGCCAUUCAGCAGCGAGCAGGGGGUAUCCACAACGCCAUCAUCCAAGAGUGGCAGGAUUGGCAGAAAGGCGCGGUUUGGUCCGAAGAGCACGGUGACAUCACUUGCGCCGCCAUCCACAAUUGGCGGCUCCGCUCUUGCGCUACAUUAUGCAAACAUUGUCAUCAUCAUCGAGAAGCUGCUCCGGUACCCACAUCUUGUUGGUGAGGAGGCACGGGACGACCUGUACCAGAUGUUGCCAUCGAGUUUGAAGGUGGCGUUGAGGAAAAAUCUGAAAACGUAUGUGAAGAGCAUGGCGAUCUACGACGCGUUCCUCGCGCACGAUUGGCAGGAGAUGCUUGAGAAGACACUGGCAUGGCUCGCUCCGAUGGCCCACAACAUGAUCCGGUGGCAGACCGAGAGGAACUUUGAGCAGCAGCAGAUCGUGUUGAAGGGGAAUGUGCUGCUGUUGCAGACGCUGUAUUUCGCUGAUCGGGAGAAGACAGAGGCAGUGAUCUGCGAAUUGCUUGUCGGCCUAAAUUACAUCUGCAGGUACGAGCAGCAGCAGAAUGCUUUGCUUGACUGCUCUAGCAGUCUCGACUUUGAUGAUUGUGUGGAGUGGCAACUUCAGUAG